Molecule: messenger RNA, 1391 nt
Organism: Sodiomyces alkalinus F11
Lineage: Eukaryota; Fungi; Ascomycota; Sordariomycetes; Glomerellales; Plectosphaerellaceae
Exons: 6
Coding region: 441-1391 (316 amino acids)
Cellular component (GO): cytoplasm; ribonucleoprotein complex; nucleus
Molecular function (GO): mRNA binding
Source: RefSeq, a predicted model, not a curated record
GCCGGUCCUCCACUCGACCUCCUAGGCUCUGCAAACCACAAAACACCACGCUCCCCAAUUCAGAGUUUGUCCCAACAUCUUCGCCUCCUCCUUCCCCCCCAAAUACCCCAGUGGAGUAGGAUUUCCAUCAGGACCCCAGCUCGUCGCGAACGUGGAUUUGGCGCCUUCUGUUGUCCAAGAUACCCCCUCUGCGCCUACCCGACAUUUGCCAAGGUCGCGCACCUUGCCCAACCGCAAGGUCACACGGCCUCCCCAACCUCUCACCGCCGGCGCCAGCGCCAGCGCGUCCAUCUCAACGUCUCGCCCGUCACCUGUGCCUCACUUCAGGGUUCUUACAUUGCUUAGCCCGGGUUGCAUGCGCUACAUGCUCUAGAUUUCAUCAAUCAUCACCAGUUUCUUUAAACCAGGCUCAUCAAUUCCCACGACGUCGGCUGCCCGUCAUGACCGAGGUUUCUUCCACCAGGCUCUAUUUGGGCAACCUUCCUCGCACCGCCACCAAAGCGGACAUCGAGGCCCAUUUCGCCUCCCAUGGAACUGGCGAAAUCACGGAAAUCAAGCUCAUGAAUGGAUAUGCCUUCAUAGAAUAUAAGGAUCCCAUGGAUGCUCGAGAUGUUGUUCCUGAUGGUUCCAUCUUCAUGGGCCAGCGCCUGACCGUCCAGUUUGCCCGCGGUAGCCGUCAGCGAGAAAGCGAACCCGGUUCCGGUGGCUACAACGACCGCCCUACCCCUCGUCCCCGACGCACCCAAUACCGGAUGCAGAUUACGGGACUCCCCAACGAUACCAGCUGGCAGGACCUCAAAGAUUUUGCUCGACAGUCAAACCUUGACGUUGUCUAUUCGGAGACCGCCCGUGACGGCAACGGUCGUGGUUUUGUCGAGUUUGAAACCGCUGCAGACUUGAAGACCGCCGUUGAGAAGCUUGACAACCGUGAGUUCAAGGGCAAGCCCGUCACUUGCAUUGCCGAUACCCAAGCAGACAUUCCCAGAAGUGAUCUCCGCGGUCGGUCUCGGUCCCCCGGUUUUCGGCGGCCGCAUGGUCCUCCCAUAGAUGACUACGAACGCCGCGGUCCUCCACCCCGCGGAUACAGCCCUCGUGGCUACCGCGACGGAUACCGUGACAGGAGCCCCCGUCGCGAUUACUACGACGACCGGGCCCGUUAUCGGUCCCCCCCUCGGCGACCAGUCGACGAUUACCCUCCCCCACCUCCAAGAGGCCGCUAUGAUGAUCCUUAUCGCCGAGACUAUCCCCCUCCACCCGACCCCUAUGCCAAUGGUCGACCCUACGACCGCCCUCCUCGGGACUUUGUACCUCCGCCUCCCCCCCCUCGCGACGUCGGAUAUCCCCGUGAUCCGUACCCGCGUGAGUACGAUCGUGGCGGCCGUUACUGGUAA